Messenger RNA from Papaver somniferum (opium poppy), 991 nucleotides. RefSeq names its product secoisolariciresinol dehydrogenase-like. NCBI's taxonomy places the organism in Eukaryota, Viridiplantae, Streptophyta, Magnoliopsida, Ranunculales, Papaveraceae. The transcript is spliced from 2 exons. Bases 2 to 841 code for a protein of 279 amino acids. The record is from RefSeq and is a predicted model, not a curated record. Gene Ontology annotation, molecular function: oxidoreductase activity, acting on the CH-OH group of donors, NAD or NADP as acceptor.
AAUGAGUACUUCUCAUGGUACUUUGUUGUCCAACAGCAACAGGUUACAUGGCAAAGUAGCCAUCAUAACUGGUGGAGCUACUGGGAUUGGUGAAAGCACGGCCAGAUUGUUCGUCCGGUAUGGAGCCAAAGUUGUAAUUGCAGACAUUCAAGACGAUCUUGGGCAAUCCGUCAGUAAAGACGUAGAUCCCACAGGACAGGCCAUCUCUUACGUCCACUGCGAUGUUACAAAAGAAGCUGAUCUCGAAAAUCUCGUUGACAGCACCAUCGAGAAGCAUGGUAAGCUUGAUAUAAUGUACAACAACGCCGGAGUAGUUGGCACAUUUGGUAGGUCAACAGUAGAUACUGAUUUUGAAGAAUUCAAGAGAGUCAUAGAUGUGAAUGUACUAGGUUCGUUCUUGGGUGCUAAACAUGCGGCUAGAGUCAUGAUUCCGGCCAAGAAAGGUUGCAUAUUAUUCACCUCAAGUGUUGCUUCUGUAAUAGCCGGUGAGACUCCACAUGCUUACACCACAUCAAAACAUGCUAUUGUGGGCUUAACUAAAAACUUGUGCGUGGAACUAGGCCAAUAUGGAAUUAGAGUUAAUUGCAUUUCUCCUUUUGCGCUUGCAACCCCUUUGCUGACUAAUGCCGUCAAUAUGGAGGCAAGUACGUUGGAGGCAGCAAUUUAUAAGUCGGCAGUGUUGAAAGGAACAUUUAUAACAACAGAGGAUAUCGCCGAGGCAGCUGUGUAUUUAAGUAGUGAUGAGUCUAAGUAUGUUAGUGGGCUUAAUCUUGUUGUUGAUGGAGGUUAUGCUACAACUAAUCCUACUUUCAGCACGUCUAUGCAAGCAAGUUUGAAGUAGAAUUUGCUGAUUGAAUAAUAGCCAGCUUGAUUUCACUUAGAGAAAGAAAUGUCUAUGGCUUCGAUCUGGUUGCGUUGAAUGCGUAUGUAGAAGAUGUGUAUUUUAUUCUUUUGUUGUUGUUUUUUUCUUUUUUUUUGGCGAAAAAGGCAA